This is a messenger RNA of Exophiala aquamarina CBS 119918, 1509 nucleotides long. Its product is annotated as succinate-semialdehyde dehydrogenase. Gene Ontology annotation, molecular function: succinate-semialdehyde dehydrogenase (NAD+) activity. The coding region runs from base 1 to 1509 and encodes 502 amino acids. NCBI's taxonomy places the organism in Eukaryota, Fungi, Ascomycota, Eurotiomycetes, Chaetothyriales, Herpotrichiellaceae. The transcript is spliced from 2 exons. The record is from RefSeq and is a predicted model, not a curated record.
AUGAAACAGCAGGAACCCUCUUUGCAAGUAGACCUUGAGUGUCGCGAGAGCGACAUCUACUGCAGCGACAACUUUAUUGACGGCAAAUGGUCUGCUUCCCAGUCGCAAAAGCGCUUCGAUGUUGUUGACCCUGGGAGCGGCAAGAUCUGGGCAUCUCCUCCAGAUUCGGUAGCUGCGGAUGUGGAAACUGCGAUACAAUCUGCACACAAGGCGUUUCAAACCUACAGUCGCGAAGUGCCCAGGAAACGAGCCGAGCUGAUCUUGGCAUGGCAUCAGCUUAUUCUUGCCCACAAGGAAGACCUUGCUCGGAUACUUGUGCAUGAGACUGGAAAGCCUCUUUCCGAGGCAUACGAUGAAAUCACCUACGCUACCACAUUCACCUGGUGGUUUAUGGGAGAGGCAGAGCGCAUCCAAGGGUCGAAUAUUAAGAGUGCCACGCCCGGCAGACGAGCCUUCGUUAUCAAGCAACCUAUCGGCCCCGUUGCUGCUCUGGUGCCUUGGAAUUUCCCCAUAGCCCUCUGUCUCAGAAAAGCAAGUGCUGCGCUGGCGGCAGGGUGCACAAUGGUUGUGAAACCGUCUCCAGAAACCCCAAUUACGGCGUUAUGCUUAGCCAGCCUAGCACUGAAAGCCGGAUUCCCACCCGGAGUCUUGAACGUCGUGACGACCAGCCUGGAGAAUACGCCACGUGUGUCAGAAGCAAUGUGUACACAUCCACUGAUCAAAAAGGUCAGCUUCACAGGUAGCACACGUGUGGGAAAGCUCAUUGCAGGCUUGUGUUCGAGAUCCCUGAAGAAGUCAACCCUCGAGCUUGGGGGAAACUGCCCCUUCAUCGUUUUCGAGGAUGCGGACCUUGCCAGCGCGGCGAGUCAACUUUCUGCUUUGAAAUGGCGACAUGCCGGACAAGCCUGUAUCACGGCAAACAGAGUAUUUGUGCAACGGGCUAUCUACAAAGAGUUUGUCGCCAAAGUGGUGGCAAAGGCCAGCGGUUUUGUCGUUGGCCACGGAAUGAAUAGAGAAUCUACAAUGGGGCCUGUGACCACCCGUCGCUCAUUGAUCAAGGCAGAGGAACUGGCGACGGAUGCCGUGGCUAAAGGCGCGAAGAUUAUCCUGGGGAGCGGGAAGCCUGCUGGACGAGCAGGCUUUUUCAUGGAACCAACAGUAUUGACUGGUGUACAAGACAAUAUGUUGAUGAGUGUCGAAGAAAUCUUUGCACCAGUCCUCGGCAUCUCGGUCUUUGACACUGAAGAGGAAGUGGUGAAGAGAGCCAACAACACGAGCUUGGGCCUAGCAAGUUAUGUUUUCACCCAGGAUGCCGACAGGCUAUGGAGGACGCUCGAAAAUCUGGAAGCCGGUAUGAUAGGAUUGAAUACCGGUGGAAGCUCUGCGGCCGAGGCACCGUUCGGUGGCAUCAAGGAAAGUGGUUGGGGCAAAGAAAGUGGCAAAGACGUUGCACUGGAUGAGUUCAUGGUCACCAAGACGGGGACAUUGACGGUCAAAGGGCAUUGUUGA